GCGCGGCUGAGUAGCGCUUGUGGCGAGGAUCGCAGCGUCCCGGGGGGCUGCCGACAGCGCCCGGGAAACUUUCCGAGGGAGAACCAGCGAGGGUCGUGCCCUUCGCCAAGCCGGAGGAGGCCGGACCAGGAAGGUUUCUCGCGGUUGCUACCGGGCGGCCCCCGGGAGAGCCCCGGUGGGCGGCGGGGGCGGCGGCGGCGACGGUAGCAGCAGCGCCGGGUGCCGCGGCCGCCUCCGCGGGGCGGCCUGACAUGAGAUCAUCGCCGGCAGCGGCAGCAUGGCCUCUGCCAGGAGCGGUGGCCGCGCCGUGCCGAAGGACGAGGAGGCCAACGGCGACCUGGACCGCUCCCUGCAGCAGAUGCUGCGGGCGAUAGCGGAGGAGAGGAGCCGCGCCGGCCUCCGCCAAGAGAUCAGCGGCCUCGGGUGUUUCAAAGAUGACCGCAUUGUGUUCUGGACGUGGAUGUUUUCAACCUACUUCAUGGAGAAGUGGGCCCCCCGGCAGGACGACAUGCUCUUCUACGUCCGCCGGAAGCUGUCCUACGGCGCCGGGGAGAGCGCCGAGGGGAAGAAGCAGGUUGAAGUUGAAGUGUACCGGAGAGAUUCGAAGAAGCUUCCUGGCCUGGGAGACCCUGACAUAGACUGGGAAGAGAGUGUCUACCUGAACCUCAUCCUACAGAAGCUCGACUACCUGGUGACCUGCGCCGUCUGCACGCGCGCCGACGGCGGCGACAUCCACGUGCACCGGAGGAAGUCUCAGCAAGUGUUUGCAUCUCCUAGCAAACACCCGAUGGACAGCAAAGGAGAGGAGUCAAAGAUCAGCUAUCCAAACAUAUUCUUCAUGAUUGACAGUUUUGAAGAGGUUUUUAGUGACAUGACUGUGGGAGAAGGAGAAAUGGUCUGUGUGGAGCUGGUGGCCAGUGACAAAAGCAACACCUUCCAAGGGGUGAUUUUUCAGGGGUCCAUCCGCUAUGAAGCACUGAAGAAGGUCUAUGACAACAGGGUGAGUGUUGCAGCUAAGAUGGCUCAAAGAAUGUCUUUUGGCUUUUAUAAAUAUAACAACAUGGAGUUUGUCCGAAUGAAAGGGCCACAAGGGAAAGGCCAUGCAGAGAUGGCAGUGAGUAGAGUUUCUACUGGUGACACUUCGCCGUAUGGGACAGAAGAAGAUUCCAAUCCAGACUCGCCAGUGCAUGAGAGAGUGACUUCUUUCAGCACACCGCCAACCCCAGAGCGCAACAACCGCCCCUCCUUUUUCUCCCCAUCCCUCAAGAGAAAGGUGCCCCGGAACCGCAUUGCCGAGAUGAAGAAGUCCCACUCGGCAAAUGACAGCGAGGAGUUCUUCAGGGAUGAUGAUGGAGGAGAUCUUCACAACACCACCAAUCUGCGUUCGCGGUCCCUGUCUGGAACAGGACGGUCUCUGGUGGGCUCCUGGCUGAAGCUGAACAGAACAGAUGAAAACUUUCUACUCUAUGCACACUUAACUUACAUCACUUUGCCAUUGCAUCGAAUUUUAACAGAUAUCCUGGAAGUGCGGCAGAAACCGAUUCUGAUGACAUAGCAGAGACCAGGCACUGCCUCGGAGCCCCAUUGCCAAGUGCCUAACCGCAGCGGUUUUCUGUGCUAACACUACCAUCUAGUGUCAGGAACAUAAACCUCCGCAGGAAAAAGGGAAGUCCAAGAAUACCAGCUGAUCAAAAGUGCCUCUUUCUUCCUUCCUCUGCUGUCAUGCACCCUGUGCCCACUUGCAGUCCAUCGCUUGAGUGUCUCUGACCGGAAGAGGACUUUCAGCAAGAUGAAACGAGAAGGGGCUGUUCAAAACGAUCCGAUGCUUUAUGGACAGUUUUACUGUGUUUACUUUAUAACUAAGGAACCAACAACGUGUACAGAAUGUGUUGAACUUUAUAUUCUUUGAGAGAAACAACCUGAGAAUUUCAUACCGAAGCACUAACGAGCGUUGUUCCCUAGACUCUUGCCCAUGCACUCUCUGUGGCAGUUCAGCUUCAUGUGCACAUGAGUGUGUGUAUGAGGACCAGAGGGAUGAGAGAGUAAUUUCCCACCCAGGGAGGAAAAAAUGAUGCUGCAAAGAUACACUGCUCUUUUGGUACAUGCAGCAGGCCAGGUCAGAGCUUGAAAGAGGCUGAAGAUGUUCCCGUUUGUUCAUGCCAGUGUUAGGACAGGUGAACCCUGCUGACAGAUUUCCCUAUCUACCAAAGAACAGCAACAUUUUUAUCCUCAGAAACUGGCUAAGAAAAAGAGCCAGUGAAAAGAAGGCUAAAAUGUGCUGCUAUUGUAAAGCUGAGGUUCCUAACCCGUACUAAUGCUGCUUACCUCUCUCUGCUUGCUGAGUCGAUGGAAGUUUGAGUCUAAAGGAGAUUGUAAUUGGACUCCAAAACCUAAAAACCUUAGCAGUGAUUGAUAGCCUCCCAUAUGCACUGGAUUUCAGAGUACACAGAGAUGUCUGUGCAGUGGUGUUUGCAGCCAAGGAGGGCAGUGAGAGGUGAUUAACAGGCGGGCAGCUUGCCUGGGUUCUUCGUCUGCCAGUGGUUUGCUGUACUGUUAGGUGCCGAAGCGUGGAGCCUUUUCUGGAGAGACAAGACUGACUUUUUGGCUCUGAAAAGUGGCUAAACGUUGCCUAGUUGGGAGGUCUGGAGAUGGUAUGUCAGGAGCUCUCAGGAAAAAAGCCUUCUGUUUACAGGUAAAAUGCAGCUUUUUCUAAAUAGCAAAACCUUGCUGUCCUUGACACUUGAAAGCCAAACAACUGAACUCUGAGACUACUGCAGUCUGCUUCACUGUUCUGAGACAGGAGCCAGUCAGUAGUGCAGUUUACUGAUGGCUGCACAGGUGGCAUGGCAGUGGCUGAGGUAGCUUGUUGCUUGGAGCAAGUGGGCCUCCGACACACGCACAAAGGGAGAGCAAAGAUGCCGUUUUGGUCACUUUUCACACUCCUACAAUUCAUGUUGAUGGUGCAGUUGCUACAUGGCAUGUGCUCUCAGCCGGGACCUUUGUCUCCAUGCCCAGCCUUUCCCAAAGCUCAGUAGCAUCUGAUGACUUACUCUCUCAAAUAGGACUUUCUGCCUUUUCACCCCCCGAGCCAGGUUCCGUGGAAGUAGCUCCACUUGAGCAUAAAGGUAGACUGACCUUACCGUUCAGCCCGACGCGGCGAGUCCGGCGUGGCAGGGAGCUCUCGUUUCACUUGAGGCUAGGCCUGGAAGCAGUCAGCUUAGCACGGUGAUGCAUUUCUGACACCAACAGCAUGAGGGCAUGUCAGGGAGGGCUGACUGGUUUCCACUUUGCUUCAGAUGUGUUGCAGCACCAUCAGCAAAGCAUUCACUUUGUUAUUGCCAGCACAGCAGCUCUUCACGUUGCAGGCGUUGAACCUUGCUCUGUGGGAGCGUGUGGUUGUGCAUCUGUUUCUGAGAGGGUGGUCACAGGGUCGAAGCUGAGGCGUGUGACUUGAGUGCCUAAGCUUUCUUCCUGAGCAGGGUGGAGAGAUGGAGUCCUAAAUCAGCAGCUGAAGUGCCCUCAAGGAACUUGCUAGGCACCCUGGGUGCUUGCCUGAGAUCCCUAGGUGGUGUGCCUAAUGUCAGGUGGAACAAAUACUCUUUCUAUACCCAUGCUGAGGAUUGAACCACUCUUCAGCUGGAAGACCUGUCCUGCUCCGAAGCCUCCCAAGAUGCUCUUUGUUCCUCACUUUCGUACCUGCUGGGCAAAUCAGUGCUCGUUCUCCUUUAGACAGUCCUUGGGGAGGGAAGGGAGAGGGGUCACUACUUGUGCUUCUAGUGACAUCUCCUUUUGGCAGAGAGCCAGAGGAGUGACACCAGUGAAAAGAAAAUGUGUCGAGGUGGGAACUCGAGUGGUAGGUGCCUGAAUAUGGCUCACUCACCCGGUGCUAGGCUGUGAGGCUGUCUGGCUGUCUGUUAGUCAUGUGUUAGGUACUUAUAGUUCCUGUCACCUGAAGGACUGAGCGAGUCUUGGUGCCGAAGAUUUCGGAGCAAAUGAAGAGUGGCUCUAAACCAGUACCUUAGCUUAAAGGCACCGAUACAGAAGGUCCAGUUGAGAGCCCACAUCUGUUAUGCAGGAGCUGUCUGCUUUGCUGUGUGCAUGUGAGUGCCUUUGGUGUCUAGUUUGAGGGCUGCAACAUAAAUGUCCCUAAAGUACAUCUCUUUCUGGUCUCUUGCUAGUUGGUAUGCUGUAGCUGUGGGGAAGACUCACCUUUUUAGUUCAUGCAAAAGGGGUACAGGUGUGCCCAGAUGGGCGUCCACAGAGAGCAGAGGUCCAAAAGUCUGCUGAAUGUCAAUAGUGCAUUUUAGAGAGGAGCAGAUGUGCUGAACUCUCAGCUAUUCCUUCUCUGAACAGCUGACCUAGACUUCAUACCCAGAGCCCCUGGUCCCCACUUGGCAAGUGGGGUCAGACACAUUCUACAUUUUGUUCUGUCUUUAGGCAAACCCUGAGAGUUGUCAUUUAUUAUCUUUUAAGAGGGAAGAUGAUCAGUUCUGCUUGAGCUGAGGUGGCACAGCUGGGCCCUAAGGAAGCUCUUGCACUGUACCAAAAAUAAGAGAAUGUCUAUAGGAACCUCUUGCCCUGUUAAUUUUGAGGGGUGCUUACUUCUGUAGCUACUGAGCAGUAAACCCCUUUGAGCCUCUGUUAGCCGUUUAAAUAGUUGCUGAGGAAUGGCCUGGUGUGUUCUGUGUGCCGUAGAGGCUGCAUGGCUGUCAGUGGCUCAGUCACUGGGGCACAGUGGUUGCCAUUAGCUGUGCUGAUGCUUCGGAAGGCAGCGCAGAUAGCAAAGCUGGGGAAGCUCUACAGAGCAGCUUUAUCUACUCACAGAAUCCCACCAUGCCCCAUGAACUCAGCUCGCUCCUUCCAGCCUUCUGCCCAUUCGCUCCCUCUGAAGAUCAAGGCUUGAACCCUCCACAUAUGAUGUAUAUUGACGGAUGUCAGAUGCAAGGAUGUAAAUCUUGUCACCCCUGACAGGUUUUUCACUGUUGUCAAUUUAACAAAUAAGAAGCCUUUGGCUUUUUUAAAGGAAGCUCUUAAAUAGAUCAUUUUAUAUUAGAAGAUUAUUUCUCUGCCUUAGAGACCACCAGGUAUGUGACAUUGUUCUCUUACUGCCAGCCAGCACAGGGUGAGGUUCCAAGUCUCCUUUGAAAAGAAGCUGCCAUCUUUAGCAAUGCCACACAUUUUUCAGCUGUCCUGGCUGGUCCAGUUUGUGUGGUUUCAUGUUCCUUCUGGCUUUAUUCUCUUGAUCUCCACUGUUUACAAUGCUUGAACAUGUUGGGCUCUGGAUUGCUGUUAUCCAAUUUUCCAUUCCUGGACACUGUGUGCCUCCCAGCAGAGUUGUUUGCACAGGUGACUUCACAGUAAAGUGGUUUUCUUAAGCAUGUUCUUACACCAAGUUUUAAUUGAGGCAGUGAAGUCUUUGGCUCUUCAGACAGACCUCUUGUGACAGACCUUCGUGUGCAGAGUGCCAUCUGCUUCCUGAGCGUGUAUACCGAUGUGUAACCCACUUAGGCUGCACUGCUACAUUAUUGGCUGCUUCUUGCCUCUCCGUCAUUGGUCCCUUUCUAGGAGAUUGCUUCUCCUGCAUUUUGUAGUUUGAGGCUUCCCCUCAUUAAGGACAGACGUUAAAUAAACCCUUCAGAAGUGCCUAGGCCAUGUUGUUACCCACUGGGGUUUAAGAACAAACUUUUAUUUAGGGAAUGAAUGAAGCAGUCUUACAGUCUAUCUGGUUUGUGUGUAGCAGCAUCACAAAAUAACAAGUUUAUAGUUCCUGGAAGAGCUGGAUGUCUCCUACUGACUCACCCUUUGUGCUUGAAAAGCUCUCAUGGUCUCCAAGGGUCCUGGCUGAAAGCUCUGGAAAUGGAUUUCUUGUGAUCACAGGAGUCGGAUAUCUGUGAAUGCCUUAUUUUGUCUCGUGAAGUAUGACUAGAAGUGUGUGGCACUCGUGUAGAAGUUCUGUGUCAAAAAUAAGUGCAAGUAGAAUCCAAUUAAAGGCAUUGUGAAAUAAGUAGCUUUCACAGCAAACCUUAAACAAAGGAGUAUUUUACACCAGAAUGUAGCUGUUUGGAUGCUCGGUCGAGCUCAUACAAGGCUGCAAGCAGGUCACAACGUGAACAUUCUCUGUGUAAAUAUAUAAAUACUUCUCAACCCCAUUUUGCCAGACUGAACACAUGUUGCAUGGCUUGGGCUGGGUUUUUUUGCCUCAUUAAUCAUCAGUGUUGAUUAAAAGAUGAGUUGAAAAUUGUGCUGGCACUGUACUGAGCCCUUUGAGCAAAGAGCGAGGAGAAGCUUUGCGCACCAAAACUGAAGUUGACUUUACAUUUGGCAGCAGUGAAGGCGGUGUUGGACCCUGCAGCCAAUAAACAGACCUCUUUAAAUUCC
Molecule: messenger RNA, 6378 nt
Organism: Pogoniulus pusillus (Red-fronted tinkerbird)
Lineage: Eukaryota; Metazoa; Chordata; Aves; Piciformes; Lybiidae
Product: KIAA0930 ortholog
Exons: 10
Coding region: 278-1555 (425 amino acids)
Source: RefSeq, a predicted model, not a curated record